This is a messenger RNA of Hemibagrus wyckioides, 3590 nucleotides long. Its product is annotated as early growth response protein 4. The record is from RefSeq and is a predicted model, not a curated record. Gene Ontology annotation, biological process: regulation of transcription by RNA polymerase II. Bases 216 to 1616 code for a protein of 466 amino acids. The transcript has 2 exons. Gene Ontology annotation, molecular function: RNA polymerase II cis-regulatory region sequence-specific DNA binding; DNA-binding transcription factor activity, RNA polymerase II-specific. Lineage: Eukaryota; Metazoa; Chordata; Actinopteri; Siluriformes; Bagridae.
CUCGGGGGUAUAAAAAGCGGCUCUGGGUGAGAGGCGCGCAGCAACAGAUAGCGGAGGAACAUCCAACUGCGAGUCGCACACAUCCAGGACAUUAUUAUAAAAAAAAGGGAAUUCCUGAUUAUUAUUCACUUUUUUAUUGUUUCUACCGGACCUCAUUACGCAUUACGGAUCUAUUACGGACUUGACUGUUGCAGAGAAGAGACAUUUUGCAUUUCAUGUUUAUGUUCAUUCUCCAUUUUUUCUCCAAAAAGAAUUUUUUUUGGACCGGAUCGCCAAAUACCCUCCUUGUUUUUAUUUCUUUUACUUUUUUUUAUUUUCAGGAAAAUAUGCUCAAUAACGUCGAUUUGAACUCUCAGGACUCUUUCUACCCCCAGUUUGACACCUGUAACGACUCGACCAUCGGGAUGAUGGACACUAAGGAGCAUCAGGAUGUCUUUAUGGACGCUGAGCGCACAGCACCUACUCAGUUUGCACACGAUACAACAAUCACUCCCAAAACGGAGCCCACCAGCGCGGAUCAAUACUCCUCCUGUCACGGCCCUAAGGGAAGCUACGACGCCUCGCUGUCCUACUCGGGCAGUUUCUACGUGGAGGCGUGUCAGGGCGCCCCCUGCAGCGCGGAAACGCUGCUUAACAUGAUCACCGAGAUCGUGGGCAUCUCCGCAGGCCCACUUCCAGAAGCGCAGCAGCCCCAGCCUCAGCCUCAGCAGCAGCAGCAGCAACAACAACAACAGCAAAACGACACCCCGACUGCACCCCAAGAACCUCCAUCUUCUGAGCCUGGGACCUUCCCUGUGGUCGUGAAAAGUGAAUUUGAGAACAGUGGAGGCUGUUAUUACGAGUGGAACUCCUUCGGGAAAACUGACAGUUAUGGUUUUCCAUCAUCUGGCGACUUUUCAUCCGAGCAGCAGCAGCAGCAACAGCAUCAGCAUCAUCAAGUGGAUAUGAAGGAGCUGCUGGACUCGCUGUCCAGCCCUGACAUAGAGUUCAAGGUGGAAGCCGGAAUUAAGCAGGAGCAAAGCUUCGGGGAUGCUUGUGGCCAGAGUUUUGGUGCGCCUGCGUUUAAUUACUCUGUCAUGGACGCACCAUCAAACAGCCUCCUGAAACAGGGCGUGUUCCCAAACUUCCAGCCCAUCCCUGCUCCGGGACAGUGCGAACCUCCGACCUACGCGACCUCCACCAUCGACUCGCUCCUGUACUCCACUCUGCUGCCCCCGGAGCCGUUGGCACCUAGCCGCGCACGCGCGCCCAAGCGCAAGAACAGCGCCGCCGCCUCCGCUUCUUCCUCCACCGCCAAGGAGAAGCCCUUCACGUGCCCGAUGGGCUCAUGCGACCGGCGCUUUUCUCGCUCGGACGAGCUCAACCGGCACAUCCGAAUCCACACGGGCCACAAGCCGUUCCGGUGCCGCGUGUGCGCGCGCAGCUUCAGCCGCAGCGACCACCUCACCACGCACACGCGCACGCACACCGGCGAGAAGCCGUUCGCGUGCGAUGUCUGCGGGAAGAGGUUUGCGCGCAGCGACGAGCGCAAGCGGCACGGCCGUGUGCACCUCCGGCACAAGGAGAAGACGCAAGAGCUUGCCGCUUGGCCCUUCGCUCUCCCGGAGGCCAUUUGAAGAACGAACGAAACCAAAAUCCGGUGCCAAAAUGCGCUUUGUAUUUGGUGUGCACACGAUCUUGGGAAGAUCUACGGUUGCUUAGGUUCUUGGUCGGAGGCUCCACGUGCACUGUGCGCAUGUAUUUAUAGUUAUUUCUAUUUUUCGUUUGUCGGCCCUCUUCCUCUUUAAAACCCUGCACACAAAACAGAAAGGUUCCUGGAAUAUCUUUUAUGGGUUUUAAUGCACAGAAUCCUUAAAAGUGCCUCCAGGAACUACAUCGGAAAGGGUCUUAAAAACUGAAAUGGUUCCCAAAUGAACAAUUCUAGUGGAACCUAGUUUGUAGAGUGUGCGCAUUUUUUUCUUUUUUUCAGGUGGAGUUGGUUGUGUUUUUAGCGCAAAAUCUUUGCGAAACAGACUCACAUUUCAUUUUCGCCUUCGAGAAGGGGACACACUUUUACAGAGAGGGCCUCUAAUAUCAUGGAAAUAUGAAAGGAAAGUUCCAAGUAAGCUACUUCCUCGACUAAUAUCAGUUCAUCAUGUUGAAUCAGAGACUAAAAACACAUUUUUUUUUUCCUCUGGAGGAACUGGAUGGAGGACGUUUUACGCAAAAAGGGGCGAGUUGGCCAAGAGUGGCAGAAGUUUUUUUUUCUGUGAAAGGGGAAUAAAGGGGGAUCUUUCCUACAGAAAUGCCCUUCGCGAUGCUUGCUCUGUGUGCAGCGACUGCAUAAACUCUUUUACCGUUUAACUUUUGUGCUCCAGGUUGUUUGCAGAGCAGCCAAAUGCUUUCGAGCUGCAGUUCAGCACUUUGACUUCGGAACAGCUCCGACCUCGAGUUCAUUAUUUUUCUUUAUUUUCUUUCCCUCCUCCUUCUUUCCCUCCUCCCUCCCUCCCUCCCUCCCUCCCUCCCUUCCUUCCUUCCUUCCUUCCUUCCUUCCUUCCUUCCUUCCUUCCUUCCUUCCUUUUCACUUUGUUAUUUUCUUGCGCUGGAUCGUAUUGCACUUCUCUCCAACUUUUGUGCUUUUUGAUAUUGCAUGUUUACUGUUCAUGUAAUAUGAUGAUUAAUAAGCUAAUGUAAUAAUUGACGCCUCACUGCAGAAGUGAGACUUUACCUCGUUUCUACAUCAUGGUGGUGGCUUUUUCACCUUUGGAACUUGGACACAACCACGACUUGUGGUUCAAAUGUGCCAAGGGGUUCCUUUUUAUUUCUUUUUUUCCCUGAAUUAGUGUCAAUUUCUGUGUUUUAUUUCAUUGCAAUGCUAUAGAUUGAAUGGUAAAAAAAAAUUGUGUUGUUUGAUAAGGAAGUUAUUCUACUACAGCUGUCAGUGCAAAAAUAAAUAUAUUUAUAUGGCUAUGUAUGAUUAUUUGUAUUUUUGUAUUUUUCUGUUUGUCUGGAUAUACGAGAUGAAAAGUUUAUUUCCAACCUUUUUGAACUCACAGUGUUUCCUGUGUGUAGUAUAUUAACGGGAAAUAAAAAGCAGACCUCGACACGUAGAAAAGGAAAAAAAAGCGUGAAAGAGUUAAAGACUCCUGACCAAGUGUACAAGUUUACAUUGCAGAGACACAAAGCAUUUCUGUCCACUUAGAACCCGUGUGUCGUCGUUUGACAGACCCCUAGUUUGUGUAUGUACAUAAAUGAAUGAAUUAUGAAUCAUCUAGCUCACAUGGCUCUUGUAGUGUGUAAUGUGAUGAAGACUAGAAUAGCACCAGGCUGGACAUUGCUGUUGAGUAACUUAGGUAGCACACAUUGCUGCAUUUUCUUUUAUUUUUUUCCACUAGUUCUAUUACAUGAAGGUAAAACAGGUGUCUUAUCACAGUUAGGACAUGACUGUACUGAAGUUUGUUUUAAAAAAAUUGAGUGAAAGAUGAUAGGAACAAACGACGGGGGAGAUGUUUAUGGGAAACUUGCCUUAAAUUAUUUUUAAUCUCUUCCUAUACUGGGAGAAUAAAUUUGUACAUAUUAAGACGGUUUAUACAAAGUACUUUGAAUGAACU